Molecule: messenger RNA, 3451 nt
Organism: Pogoniulus pusillus (Red-fronted tinkerbird)
Lineage: Eukaryota; Metazoa; Chordata; Aves; Piciformes; Lybiidae
Product: shugoshin 2-like
Exons: 9
Coding region: 306-3326 (1006 amino acids)
Biological process (GO): meiotic sister chromatid cohesion
Cellular component (GO): kinetochore; chromosome, centromeric region
Source: RefSeq, a predicted model, not a curated record
GUCGCCACCUCCCGCCACCGGCUGGCGGGGCGGGGCGCCGCGGAGGGCAGGCUGCCCGCCGUUUCGGUUGCACUGACGCUCUGCCGGCGGGAAGUUCAUUUGGUGCCCGCUUUCCUCCCUCUGCGGCCCUGGCGAAGGGCAGCCGCCCCGCGUCCGGUGGGGUUCGCCGCCCCUCACGCAGGUGAGACUGGGGGUCUCCUCAACGCUGAGGCAGUGGAGGGGCUGCCAAGCCUGGGAGCGGGUCGCGUCGAGGAGUGGCGGCGCUGAGUCUGCAGGGCCAGCGGAGCGGCGGGGAGGCCUCGGCUAUGGCAUCUUGUGAGACUUCUGAAACAUCCCUCUUCAGCCUGAGUGGUGUAAGAGAGCGGAUGCGGGAGAAGAAAAAGGGUGCCCUUAGGACUGCGAAAUUGAAUGCUUCGCUUGCAUCGAAAAUAAAAACAAAGAUAAUUAACAACUCCUCCACUAUUAAAGUCUCCUUAAAGCACAACAAUAAAGCAUUGGCUCUGGCCCUUAAUGCGGAGAAAGCCAAUGCGCAGCGGCUCACCCAGGACAAGGCCACCCUACAGAAGGAGAUGGAGCAGUGCCACUUCCAGAAUGCUGUGCUGCGACACAGACUCUCUCUCCUGGAAAAUGCCUUGAAUGAAGUUGAAAACAUUGCAGCUGCAGUUAGGACUGCCCGGCUGUCUGAGUUCUGCAUGAGUUCUGUGUCCUCUUCUAAUGACCAGAAGUGCAGCAUGACUGAAGAUAGCUGGGACAAUGAUAUUGCAGAUGGUCAGCUUGUGAGGGCUGCAGGGAUGCUAAUGAGGGUGCCCAUUUCCAAGCUAUGUGAUUCAGGACAGCAAGGUAGCCACUCCAUAAUACAGGCAUCCUCACAACAUCUCCAGAGACCUGCUUCUAAUGAGUCCCCAGAAACUGUGCCUGUUGCCUCCAAAGACACUUUGCCACCACAACCUGCUGAGAAGCCUCAGUCUCACCAGGAAGAGAAUGGGAAGAAGCCAACUGAAGCAAUGGAAACACAAGAGAUUCUUCAUGAGUCUCACAUCUUUGGAGGGGCCUUGUGUGCCACCCAACAAAAGCCCAACAAUUUCCCAGAACAUGCCUGGCAAAGUCAUUCUUUUUCCUAUGAGGGUGAUGAGAUGACCAAACAGUUUUCGGAUCGACUCUCACAAAGGCAUAUUACUCAGAGGAGAAGGCGUUCUACCCUGUUUGCAACAAGUACUCCAUCUUCUGGUGUGGAUAUCUCCUCACGUCUCAAUUCCGCUCAGGCAGCUCAGUGGAGUACCACAAGGGACCGCAGCAGCUCCAGCAUGAGCAACACACAGCCACAGCUGACAUCUCACAGCUCCCUGCUUUCUCUUACUGAAACUGCUGUUAUUCCUCACAGAAAAUCUUUGGGUAAAGAGAUUUUCUGUGAUCAGCCUCAGGCUAAAGAAACUGAGUGUAGUGCUAAAACAGAUCCCAGCUACAGCCAAGUCCCUGAGUUUGUUCAGGUAAAGACUGAAAGCAAAGGUAAAACUGUUGAGAAAACAUCUGUUAAAAAGGCAAUGACAGAAAAAAAGAAAACAAAUGCAAUUAAAGCCAAUGCAGAAAGUAGUUCUGAUGUACUGCAAAUUGAAGAGAGUGCUCAAAAUGCAAAGCAGUUUCUUCAGCCUGAAAUUCCAACAUGUUGUAGUGAGUCUGAAGUUUAUGAGAUGAGAAAGAAGGUCUCUGUGGGGACUUCCAACAGGAAUAAUACAGGCUUUCAGGUGGAGCAGCAUUCCUGCUGUCCUGAUAAACUUCGAGAUUUCAGAAGAACCUAUGUGGUGAAUCCAGCACAGCUGCACAGUCUUAGAAGUGAUGACUUACUGGAACAGGGUAAGAAGGAAGUCAAUUUUAAGAUCCAAAGCAUGGAGAGCUUGUCAAAAAGCCCAGUUUGUACAAGUCAGGAAGCUGCUUCAGAUGAUUCCAGUGUACAAAAUUUACUUCAGUCGAGGAAGGAGACUUCAACUGCCUGUGCUUUACCAGAGGACUCAAGUACAAGCAAAAAGAGCCUAAGACAGAAGACCAAGAGAAAAACUAGAGUAAUUAGGCAAAGAGAUUGCUCUGAUGAGGAAAAUAUAUUAAAUACUGUGAAAAUACCAGGGGCCAAAGCUGAAGAACAGCCCGAAAUAAGCCAGACAAGCAGGAAGAAGGCUGCUCUGAUCACUACAACUGCUUUUCCUGACAGAGAAGUUGGGUUUGGACCAUGUAUAGGUGUAGGAGGAGUAGCUAAGGAAAGCACUGAAGAUUCAUCAGGUAACCUGAAAUGUAGCAGGAAAACUUAUAUUAUCCAUCCUUUUGAUUUUGCAGGGAACUUGGGUUGUGCCCAGACAGAAUUUGAAGGGGGUGAAAUUUUACCUGUCAGGUCUGUUUCUGGGAGCAAAGCUAGCAAAAUCCCCAGGGUUCACAGGAUGGUUGGUGCUCACAGGAGUAAAGAAGAGAGAGGGGUCCCUGAAGCAGAGGGGCAAGCUGAAGUUGCCAAGACCAUGAGUGCUUCAGAAAAAAGGGCUUAUCCAAAACUAAAGUCUCAGAGGAAAAGGAACACCUCUAGACCUCCAGAGCCUGAUUCCCUGGCCAGACAAAGUGAUGGCACCAAGGCUGUCGUUGGAAGUUCAGCAGAAGGUGCGUCCGAGCAAACUUCUCUGAGAGGGGAGCUUUCCUGCGUUACAGAUCUACCGUCUGUGCCAGACACCUUCCUGAAGGAGCAGAUAGCUGAGAUAUCACUUACAAAUAACCUUCUGGACCUUUCACAGAGUCUUGAAUCCUCUCCUGUGACCUGUCCUGCAACCUCCUGUGUCAACUCCAGUCUUGCAGAUGUACCAGUUUCCAAAAGCUUACAUGCUGGUGGCAACAGAAGUCCUGUUUCAAGAAUGCCAGAGAAAUCCUCUGUUUGGUUGGGAAGCUCCCUGACAUUUAAAGAAAAAACUGCAGAGGAGAUACCUGGGAAAAGAAACCAAAUUGAGCCAAGUUCUCAGAGCUCACCUCCACAGGAACCUGAGAAGAUGCCACUACAGAACUUGACCAAUACCAGGACUCUGUCUUCCAGCUCUGAAGUGUCAAGGCGUUCAGCCAGGAAGAGACAGGAUCCAGGCUGCUACCAAGAGCCAAAACUCAACCGUAAGCUGAGGCGGGGUGACCCAUUUACAAAUACAGCAUUCCUCUCCUCACCUAUCUACAAAAAGCAGAAAACUGCCAAAGCCAAGGAAACAACCACGAAGAUGAAACAGAACAGCUCCCUGGAAGAAUGUCCUGGUGUCAAGACAGGCAUGCUAAUAGUGACAGGCAGAGACAUGGAACCAGAAGUAAAAUAGUGGCUGAGAACGCAGACCCCACGUUCCUAGUAGCUUGUGCAUUUUUACUAGAAUUCAAUGCUUUGCAUAGCUGACUCUUUUAUUUGAGAUGUAAAUAAAGUCUCCAAUAUGGACAGUAUUAAAAA